Molecule: messenger RNA, 2943 nt
Organism: Mycosarcoma maydis (corn smut)
Lineage: Eukaryota; Fungi; Basidiomycota; Ustilaginomycetes; Ustilaginales
Product: putative replication-related protein
Exons: 1
Coding region: 1-2943 (980 amino acids)
Biological process (GO): double-strand break repair via break-induced replication; DNA replication initiation; mitotic DNA replication
Cellular component (GO): nucleus; MCM complex
Molecular function (GO): ATP binding; single-stranded 3'-5' DNA helicase activity; single-stranded DNA binding
Source: RefSeq, a predicted model, not a curated record
AUGUCGUCCUCUUCCGCGAUACCCUCCUCCCCUUUGGGAAGGAUUGGCGCGCAAAAUCGAAGUGCUGAUACGGAGCGACUCGAUCCUCUCGCCCUUGGUAGAUCCAGGAACACCAGCGGCGUAGGGGCAAGCGCGAGUCGAGCCUUCACUCCAGGUACAUCAGAGGCGGGAUCGCUCAACCUUGAGCGACAGCUGCAAGGCCAUUACGAGGAUGACGCCAGCACCGUCAACGGCGAGGGCUCGCAUCCUAUGGAAGAAGAUACCCCUCGUCGACCUCGGCCGCGUGCCACUGUUGAUACGCAAGAUAUCCCCCCUGUCGUCGACGAAGUCGGUGAACGUGUGCGUGAAGGAUUCGCACAGUUCCUUGAAAGCUUUGUCGACCAGCCCUUGUCCGGCUCGCCUGACCCGAACGGCGAAAAGGUGCAAGAUCCUGUCUACAUCGACCAGAUAUACGCUCUUCGCGACUACAACCGUACCACGCUUUUUGUCGACUUCAGCCACAUUCUCCGCCAUGACGAGGUCUUGGCACGCGCUAUUAGCGAUCAGUACUACCGUUUCGUUCCUUACCUUCGUCGUGCGCUUCUCGACCUCGUCAACACCUACGUGCCCAACUAUCUUUACCUCAAUGCACAUGUGGCUGCCACCGCAUCCUCGGGUCUCAUUCCUCGCGACUUUUCGGUCUCGUUCUACAACCUCGGUCUGGUUGCCGGCAUCCGUGAUCUGCGCACCGACCGUGUUGGCAAGCUUGUCUCGAUCAGCGGAACGGUAACACGAACGAGCGAAGUGAGACCAGAGCUUCUGUACGGCGCGUUUACUUGUACCGCUUGUUCGGGCGUAGUGCGCGACGUCGAGCAGCAGUUCAAGUACACUGAGCCUGUCAUGUGCAGGAAUCCCAUGUGCCAGAACCGACGAGAGUGGCAGCUCAACGUGGAUCAAAGUCGAUUCUGCGAUUGGCAAAAGGUGCGCAUUCAAGAGAAUGCCAACGAGAUUCCCACAGGAAGCAUGCCUCGUAGUCUCGACGUCAUCCUCCGCUCCGAGAUUGUAGAGCGCGCCAAGGCCGGUGACAAGUGCAUUUUCACGGGCACUUUCAUUGUUGUACCCGAUGUAUCGCAACUUGGCGUGCCUGGCGUCAAUGCACAGAUCCAGCGAGAGGCACAAGGCGGUCGUCCUGCUGAAGGUGUCAACGCACAAGGUGUUACAGGUCUGAAAAGCUUGGGUGUCCGAGAUUUGACCUACAAGACGGCCUUUCUCGCGUGCAUGGUGCAGAGCGCCGAUGCCAGGGGAGGUAACGACAUCCGAGCUGAGUUCACCGACGAUAACGAGGACCCGGAAACGCUCAUGGACUCGCUCACCGAAGCCGAAAGGGACGAGCUCGAAGCCAUGGUCAUGUCCGAAGACAUCUAUAGCCGACUUGUUCAGUCGAUCGCACCUACCGUUUACGGCCACGACAUUGUCAAGAAAGGCAUCCUGCUUCAGCUCAUGGGCGGCGUACACAAGUCGACCAAAGAAGGCAUGCGUCUCCGUGGCGACAUCAACAUUUGCAUUGUCGGUGACCCUUCGACGAGCAAGUCGCAGUUCCUCAAGUACGUUUGCGGUUUUAUGCCUCGAGCCGUCUACACAUCCGGCAAAGCUUCUUCAGCUGCUGGUCUCACAGCCGCUGUUGUGAAAGACGAGGAGACGGGCGAAUUCACCAUCGAGGCUGGCGCGCUGAUGCUCGCGGACAACGGUAUCUGCGCCAUCGAUGAGUUCGACAAAAUGGACGUAGCCGAUCAAGUCGCGAUCCACGAGACCAUGGAACAGCAGACCAUCAGUAUCGCCAAAGCCGGCAUCCAAGCCACUCUCAACGCACGCACAUCCAUCCUUGCCGCUGCUAACCCGGUGGGUGGACGAUACAACCGCAAGCAAACAUUGCGUGCCAACGUGGCCAUGUCGGCACCCAUCAUGUCGCGUUUCGAUCUGUUUUUUGUAGUGCUCGACGAGUGUAACGAGGCAGUCGACAUGAACAUUGCUCAGCACAUUGUCAACGUACACCGUUUCCGAGAUGCCGCCAUCGAUCCCGAGUUCAGCACCGAGGCGAUCCAAAGGUACAUUCGCUAUGCCCGCACAUUCCAGCCCAAGCUGACGCCCGAAGCUAGCGAUGUGCUGGUUGACAAGUACCGACAGCUGCGUCAAGAUGAUUCGGGCCCAGGCAAGAAUUCGUAUCGAAUCACCGUUCGUCAGUUGGAGUCCAUGAUCCGACUUUGCGAGGCGAUUGCCCGUGCGAAUUGUCGACACGAGAUCACACCAGCAUUUGUGCGCGAGGCCUUCUCGCUGCUGCGGCAAUCGAUCAUCCACGUCGAAAAGGACGACAUCGAUUUCGACGACGAAGAAGAGCAAGCGCACGCUCAUAACCAGGCAAGCGCCGCUACCGCUCAACCAUCGUCCUCGCUCGACGCAAUGGACGAAGAUUCGAUGGACCCCAACAUGCAAGACUCGGCAGACGCUCAAGCGUUGUCUUCGAGCAUACCUGGCACCGCCGGUGCUAUGGGCGAGAUUGCCUCGAGCUCGGCCGCGUCCAAACGAAAGAUUCGCAUCACGUUUGACCGAUAUAUGGAGAUGGCCAAUCUGAUUGUGCUGCGCAUCAACGAGGUGGAGCGACAAACGAUGCGUGGCGUAGCACGAUCCGAGUUGAUCGACUGGUACCUGCUGCAACGCGAAAACGAGAUCGAAACCGUGGACCAAUUCGAGGAAGAGACCGAGCUGAUAAAGAAGGUGCUCACCAAGCUGGUCAAGGACUCGAUGCUGUUGGAACUGCGAGAGCAGAUCGACGAGGAUGGAAAUCCGAUCAGUAGUGUUGGAGAUACCUCAGCUGGAGGAAGCGGCUCGUCGGCUGGCGAUCCCGUACUGAUGGUCCAUCCUCAGGUCGAUAUCGACAGUAUCGGCGCUACCACGGGAUCUGCCUAG